AUGACCUUCACCCCAGACUUUGAAGCCACUAAUUUCCGGGACAGUGUAGGACACACUACACAGUCUAUCGUGACCUGCCUUCGAAACAACGAGCUGAAUACGAAGAAAAUCCAACUCCUCCUGUCAAAGUAUAGCCUGGAUGCACUACUUGACGGUCGGUUCAUUGGCACUGCACGGUCUGAUGGUCGCUGCGUUGACCAUGCGACCCAUUUACUCUUUGCCCACGUUGACUUUAUUGCGUGGCUGGUUUCGCAGAAUUACACCAUAACUGCGAGCUCAGUCAAAUGGUACAGCUGGAGAACAGUGUUGAACAGGCGCCGCUUUUAUUUAUCGCCGAAAUUUGCACAACCGCAGGAGAUAAUUGAAAGAAUCCGCGACACGGAAGAAGUUGUUUGGGCUGAAAUAGCCAUCUACCAAUAUCGUCUCAAGAUUACUACCGGCCUAGUUGGCUUCCAAAAUCCUACAUCGCUCUCUCCUGCUUCAGAGACUACUAUAUCCCUCGAAGGUAAUUCCCCACUUUCCAACGCCAUUCGAUUAUAUGAAUCGAGUGGUCUCAGUGGUACAGAAUUCUUUAAUGUACUUCGCAAAGGCUGGGAUACUGUCGAAUUUCUCUAUUGA
This is a messenger RNA of Penicillium verhagenii, 618 nucleotides long. Its product is annotated as glyoxalase family protein. Bases 1 to 618 code for a protein of 205 amino acids. Lineage: Eukaryota; Fungi; Ascomycota; Eurotiomycetes; Eurotiales; Aspergillaceae. The transcript has 2 exons. The record is from RefSeq and is a predicted model, not a curated record.